AUCAUUGUUCGGCGACCAACUCUUGCUGAAUUCUCUUAAUCAUCGUUGUAUACGUUAAAUAUAAACAUUGUGGCUUCAAAUAAGAUCUCUAGUUUCACACAUUUUCCCGAUUGACCUAAAGGCGUUGUAGACAGCCAUAGAGAAUCGCAAAAGCUCCGCAGAGCGAUAAUGCAUAAGAGAGGAUAAAGACACACUAUAUGCCAGGGUACUGGGUUGAUUGGAUAUUGUAAAGAGGACAAAAUGCAGAUGCUUUUCACUCUCCUGCUUCUCACAUCUCAACUUUCCAGGGCCUUAAUAGCUCCAGUUGAUUCUGGAAAUCCAGAGUCUGUCACUUUGGACAUCCUAAGCGAAAGUAAUUCGACAUUCAAGACCGCAAAGUGUGAACUUGAUGAUGCUCCUUCGCUAAUGUUUGCUCCGGCAUUUGGCUACAGGUUGGACAAAAUUGUAGCCGGUGAUACUCUGGUCUGGGAAUGUAAAAACAAUGUGCAUGUUGCUCUCCUAAAUGUGCAUCUCAAGGACGGUGUGCCACAGUCAGCGUUCCUACUCCUGGAACCAGAGUCUGGAGAGCACAGUUCAAAGAAUUUAGUCUUGAAGGAGGCCACUGGUGGCAGUUAUGCAGGAGCCAAAUGGGAAGAAGCAAACCAAAAGGAAUUUGGAGAUGCCGUAAGGAAAGUCCGAAAGACUCCACAUUCUGUCCAGUCCUUUACUCUGGAUAUUGGAAAGAAUGACAAUCGAUGGGCGUCGUUGGAACUGCAGAAUAUGAGGACUCUGGCGUUCAUUCCGCAUUCUGGAUUUCAUGCGACAAAAGUCUGUCGUGGUGAGUAUUCGUUCUGGGAAGGCAAACCUGGAGAACGAUGCAUCAGCGCCUUUCUCGUAGACAACAGGGAGCUUCACCUCAUCCUAAAGUAUAACCAGGAAAAGGAAUGGACACUCACAUUUACAUACAAUAGUGGUACUUGGAUCAGCGACCAGUGAGUAAUGGCGGCCGUAAGUCCAUGAAUGGUUACUAUGCAGUACAAUGAAAUUCCCUUCCUCAGCAGAUGUAAAGGUCUGCACAUGUACAAUAUCUUGAAAGUAGGUCUUCUGUUCAUCCUAACGGUAAUUAUACAGGUGUAUCGGUUAAUUGACUAGUAUAUUCCAGAGGUUGAAAUAGAAACCU
Theileria equi strain WA is the source of this 1159-nucleotide messenger RNA. RefSeq names its product signal peptide containing protein. The transcript has a single exon. Bases 241 to 975 code for a protein of 244 amino acids. The record is from RefSeq and is a predicted model, not a curated record. NCBI's taxonomy places the organism in Eukaryota, Apicomplexa, Aconoidasida, Piroplasmida, Theileriidae.